Molecule: messenger RNA, 7954 nt
Organism: Aedes aegypti (yellow fever mosquito)
Lineage: Eukaryota; Metazoa; Arthropoda; Insecta; Diptera; Culicidae
Product: protein TIS11
Exons: 3
Coding region: 1141-2721 (526 amino acids)
Molecular function (GO): metal ion binding; mRNA binding
Source: RefSeq, a predicted model, not a curated record
AAAGUCAGCGCUUGCUUUGGCAUAUCGACGCAUCGUUCCAGGCAGACUCGAUUCAGUUUUGAAACGAGCGGCGUACAGAGUAGAGGUAGCCUAACUUUGAAUCACCCCCCGUCGUCAUAUACUGUACUGUAGCAGAAACCAACCAACAAGAAUAGUGUUGUGAGAAGCUCUUCCAGUCCCAACCAAAUAAAAAAGGAAUCAGUCUGUUUUUUGUGAAACGCGAAAGUUCUCGCGGUAGAACACUGAAACUGACUGAACCGUUUUGGGAUCUCAGAGACUGACAAACAGAAUCGUUGAUUUCGCGCGUUGAAGUAUUGCGAUAGUUUGUUUUUUGUAACGUUCGUGAUUCGCUUGUUGAGCUUACCUGGCUAAUCCGUUCCGCCUCCGCGAGAUUCGAAACCCCAACCCCAGAGGUAUCACACAGAAACGCACAUCGAGCAUCCACAUUCGUUGAAAACGUACGUAGAGUUUUGUUGUUUGCCUAGAGUGAGCGUUGAAAACGAAAGUUUGUUCUGGAUUUUAGUGAGUCGGUUCAAGAGUUCACCGAUAGAACAAACUUUCCCCGCCUAAGAACGUGAAGGCAAGAGAAUUUUCAAGUCGCGAAUUAGGACCAAGUGAAAUUUUUGUUGUUUGUGCGCUGAGUGAUCGAAUCGAAUUGAAAUUGAAAGUGAUUACUGAUUUCUUUCUUUUUUUCUUUGCAGAAAAAGAAGAAGAGUGGUUUUGGUAUGCGAAAAUAGAAGAGAAGAUCGAAGCAUAAAAUCGAAAGAAGAAAUUUAGAGCAAUAGCAGUGUUAUAAUAGUACCAACGCAGUGUGAAUCGAAAAUCGUUCUUUGCAGCUUGGCAACAGAUAGUGCAUUUUCAACAUCGAGAUAACAAAGCAAUACAAAGCAAGCGUUUGGAAAAAGAAGUGAUCGACCAGUGAAUAAAUAAAAAAAAAAAACGGAGAAGAAAUUGCGUACGACAAGUGAAACGGUGCUUCCUGUCCUUUUUUUCGACGUUUCGAAAAACAAAACGAAGCGAGAAUUGACCGACCGUCAUUCGUGAUAUCGCCCCCUUUGCAAAAAAAUAAACAUCUGAAUCCUAGCAGGCGUUGAACAGAAGAUAGAAACUGCCGCCACGAUAGCUAGAAAUCCACGGAGAAUGUCUACCGCGAUAAUGCACACCGGGGCGUUCUACGACUUUGGUGAUUUUACAUUGAAGAAUCAAACAAAUUCCAGGAGCACCGCGCAAAUGACAAUAUCGACAAACAACAACAGCACAAACUCUAGCAGUAACGCCUCCAGCACCAGCAACAGCAGCAGUAGCAGUCCACUGAUUGGUAGCAAUGGCCAUCUCGCUGCCAGCAGUCAAAUUCUACUUCAGCAGAACAUCAGUGUGGCUGUAGCGCAUCAACAGCAGCAACAGCAACAGCAACACCAUCAUCAGCAACACCACCAGCAUCAUCAGCACAAUCAGCAUCAGCAGAACCACCAUAGUCAGCAUCAUCAUCCGCAUUCGCACCAGCAGCACCACAGUCACCAGCACCAGCAACAGCACCCACAGCAACAGCAGGCCAAUGCAAGGCAGCUACUGCUGCACAAUGCCCUCACCCGGACAACGUCACAUCCGGUGGGAGCUUCGGCCACUGCUUCGUCGGCCACGGCCGCCGCAACGAUGGAAUCGUUGAUGGAACUGCUGCGAAUGUCCACGGCAGCCAAUGCCGCGCUGGUGCAAUCGAACGGCGGAAAUGCUAGGGCCGUUGCCGGAAGUAACAAUAAUGUUGCGGCGGCAGCAGUGGCCGCCCUGGUGACUUCGUCAUCGGGGGGUGGAGUGGCCAGUAGUGGUGCUGGUGGUGGUGGUGGCGGAGGCCACCGAAAGUUGGAACGUACGCAGUCGGAGCCGCUACCGCAGCAGGUCAAUACCUCGAGAUACAAAACCGAGCUGUGCCGACCGUUCGAGGAAGCGGGUGAGUGUAAGUACGGUGACAAGUGCCAGUUCGCGCACGGCAUGCAGGAACUGCGCAAUCUCCAGCGUCAUCCAAAGUACAAGACCGAGCUGUGCCGUACGUUCCACAGUGUGGGCUUCUGUCCGUAUGGACCCCGGUGCCACUUUGUGCACAAUGCCGAAGAGGCCCGAAACCAUAACCGUUCGGUGGCCGCCUAUCAUGCUCAAUUGGCUGCGGCCGCUGCUGCCGCUGCAGCAAACUCCAACGGCCAAAGUCAGCAGCAGUCUUCAAAUGCAGCAGCCGCGGCCGCUGCAGCUGCCUUACAACAAGCUCAACUUCAGCAGACUGCAGCAGCCUUGCUUCAGCAACACAAGCAACAACAACAUCAGCAACAGCAGCAGCACCAACAACAACAGCAUCAACUCCCACUCAGUCCGGCCCUGUCGAUGUCCACCGGAUCGGACCGUGCUUCCCCGAUUGGAUCGCUUUCGUUAUCGCCAACGACCUCGAUGGCCAGCUUCUUCCCCGAACAGGGCAGCCCAACAUUCCCGCCGACGUCGUCGUCCGCUUCCGGUGCCGCUGGGCAGGGUGCCUUCAAUUUCCCGGCAUCGCCACCGGCUAGUCCCAUCGAUGGUGGCCACUCGCCAAUGACCACUCCUCCGCCACCUUCCCCAUCGUUGGUGAUGUCCGCCUGUCCCAGCAAGGGUGCCCAAGGAGUCGAUUCGGUUGAAGCCCGACUUCCGGUGUUCAACCGCCUCAGUUCCGCUGUAGAUGCCUUCAACAACCUGAUGAUCUAGAUCCUAGCACCUAAAUGAGAGAUAGGGAGAGAAAGAGUGCGAGAAGCGCAUGAUGAUGAUUAUGAUGGUGUGCGUGUGCCAUGCGUUGUGCGUUGUGAUAUAUGUAUUUUUUUGAGUUUUGCUUUAUACACUUGAGUAUCCGGUGAAAUGCGGUUUGUAUUGAAAGGUGGAAGAUCGGACAGGCACGUUGUGUGUGAGAGAGUGGGAGGAUUGGCUUGUGAUUAUUCUAUUUUCUGUACGCACGCGCACACACACACUCUCUCGUUUUCUUACAGAAUUUCGGAGCUGAUCGGAUCUGCUGUAAAAACAAAGUCACGCAAAAGCGCAGCACACGCACACACACUUGGACAAAUAUGCAUAUUAUUUACAUGUAUAACACCCUUUUUUACAUAUACCUUUAAACAAUACUGUUAGGGAGAGAAAGAGAAAGCGCAGUCCACUAGGGAACUGUGGUUCUCUUUUCUGGAGUUAUUAUUAUUAUUUUUGCUGCGGGAAAGUUUCAAACUAUUUAUUCAAACGGGCACGAAACACACUCAAACAAACGAACGAAUAUUUAUUUCCACAAAAAAAAAGCACACACACUAUCAUGUGUAAUGCAAUGGCACAACUUUUUGAGGGGAAGAUAUAACAAGCUGGAGGAGCAACGCGGAUUUGUAACACCCGAUACACUUAUUUAAUUAUUUAUUUUUAUAAUUAUAAAAUUUUAUUUAAAAAAAAACUAUUGCAACAACAAAAAAAGAUGAGAGAAGAAGCGAACACACACGCACACGCAUAGAUGCACGGAUCACUCACACAAACGUACAACGCAGCAGCAGGCGCGUUUUUUCGGAUUUGUUUCAAUGCUCGCAAGUAGUUGGACGAAAAAUUCUGUAGAGAACGAAAAUAGUCGAUGAUUUAGUUCAGUGUAGAGAUUGAGUUGAGUUUUGCUUCACAUCCGUGUAUUUUUUCUCGGUUAAGGUGUGUUUGUGUGUACCUGUGUGUUGUUGGCAUCAACCGAUCUACCUAAUUAGAGGAAAAGCACAAAAAAGAAACUACUAUAAGAGCAGCCCUCGUUUAGCCGUUAUUUUUUGAUAUGUAUAUUUUGGCUAGGUUCAAAAGAUCAGCGGUAAGAAGAGAAAAAAGUUACGAAGAGAGCUUCCAGUGAGAGGAUUAUAGGAACAAAAAAAACAGGACGAAUUUCGAUUUCACACAAGUAAGCUGAACAUAUUUUUUUUUUCUUUUCGACUCGGUUCGAACAACGACGUAAAUUCUGCCCUCGUGUGUUUCACAGAUUGAUUAUUAAUUUAAUUUAAUUAUUAUAUUAUCAUGCUAUCUUUAUUAUUUUUAAUUUAUUUUAUUUAUUUCCAACCCCUGUAUGCUUUACUUUCUUAUUUUAAUUGCGAAAAGAAAGCACGAUUUUGUAUGGAAACGGAAACGGAUUUUUUGCUACGAAUUGGAAAGACUCCCCUUAUGAUUUUUGCACGGGAAUUUCGUUCAGUGCAGCAACGUUUUUUUUUUAUUUUGUCGGCUUCCUAUCGCCUUGUACAAUUUUACUGAUAGCAACUCAGUCAGUCAGUCGCCUUUGGUCACCACCAGAUAGUGCCUUAUCUCUAUGUUAGUAAUUUACACAGCGCACGGCGGUUCGGUGCAGCAAUGCACACUGUCCGAAAGCGCCAAUUAAGUCAUGUACAGGAUGUCCUAAUUUUCUUCUUUUUCUUAUAAGAAAUACAUACUUUAUCAAAUCAGGUUUGUACAUUGAACGAAACAAUCUUCUUUUUUUCUAUUACACUGUAGUAAGCGCGAAUACAAAGAUAGAAAUGUGACACGCCCACAGAAUGGAACUACAAGCUAGCAUGUAAGUUAUCCUUCGAUUUUCUUAGAAAAAAAGGGUUCUCCCCCGAAACUCUUCCAACGAUUCUUCCAAGCAGGAUUAAGGAUUUUUUAAUGUUCUUUAAGAAAAAAAAACUAUAUUGGAAAUGAGAGCCACCGCAAUAUGAUCCCGAUUGGCCCCCACAUCUGGCAACCAUCCACCCAGCAGCAGUGUUGCGCGAGUUUUCAGUCUCAUUGUGAUCAUAGUAUGUAAUGACUUUUUUAAAUACGUGUUUGUUUUUGAUAAGCCUACUGCCAUCUGUGUUACUAGGGGAAGAAGAGAGUGGGGGAAAUGUAAGAAUCAGGAAGAAGAUGCGAACGACGAAAAAAGACAAAGAAGAACGGCUGGAUGCCGGCGAGGAACGGAACACGGAGAAAGGGGGCCGUCGGGGUGCGGUGCGUUCUUGGAUACUUGCUUUAAUUUCCCUUGUGAGGUUAGAUUGUAAGACAGUGACGAACAGAAGAGGGAGAGAGUCGAUCAGCUGAAAAGAGAAUAUAUUUGUAUAGAGAGGAGAAAACACUCAACACAAAUCUUCCAUUAGAGUUAGGAUAGACAGAGAAACUGAUUUACGAAGAAAAAAAUAACAAAUGAAGACAGAGAUGAUAGUAGCUUUUGGGAGUGAUGAUAGCCGAUAUGUUUGCGCAAUAUGUAAUUAUUUUUUACUGUCCCCAUAACCUCUAGAAAUCUGAAAACGUUAUUCAAAUCGAAGCAGGUGAGUUUGUCUUGGUUGAAGUGGUCUCAUGGCUGCUGAGAGUGCAGUGAUGCCAGCUGACGGUAGGUUCUCAACUUUCUGUACAGUGUCCUCGUAUACUAAAAGUUUUCCGUUCCAAAGAUGCUUUGAAGUGAAUUUAAGAAGAAAAUUGUUGAAUAGCACAUUUUGGACGAAUUGGCAACCAUUUCAGCGUUGCUGGUAAUCUUGAAGAGUUCUGACAAGUAACUGACACCCGUUUAACAAGAUGAAACAAAAAUCGACUCGAAUGAGUUGAGUCGUCAUCUAAAUCGAAUCUUCUCACUUGUUGUACAAAACUAGAUUACUCGUCUCAAACAUUAGAUGAGAAAUGUCGGUCUCGUAUAGCGAGGUGACAAUUCUCUACUCGAGUGAAGUGAUUCGCUAUGUAAAUCAAAUAGAGAGUCACUUCGCUCGAAUCGAGAAUUGUCAACUCGCUAAACGAGACCGACAAUUCUCACUUCACGCCACACGUAGAAUUACCCCUAUGUGAGGACAUUAUGUCAUCUAACUUCAUUCGUAAGAUGUGUUUAGAAAAGAGCAAAUGGUAGUGUUUUCAAUAGAGAUGACCAAGGUUUUUCUAUAGAUAGUAUGAAGUGAGAAAUCGCGGUCUCGUUUAACGAAAUGAGAAAAAUCGACUCGAAUGAGUUGAGUCGCCAUGUAAAUUGAGUCUUCUCACUUGUUAUAUGACACGAGAUUACUCAUCUCAAACAUCAAUAUCUCGCCUUAAACCAUUCGAAGAAUAAACCUAGGAAGACCAUUUGGGUGACAAGUGAAGAAGAACAUCUUUCUAGUUUCCGCUUUGAGACAAUUGAGUUCUCAUUCGAGUGGCAUUUUUUCACCUCACUAUGGUGUCUUCAGCUAUUUCAUCUCACCCUACUAGUAGAAUAAUUCCACUUGUUUCUCGUCAAUUACAGCCAAAUACUUAGGCGCAAAUCUCGUAUAUUUAUGAAUACGAAUUCAAUCUUGUAAAAUGCCCUCUUCAUGGCAUGCUACGAUUGUUUACAUCAUGUUGAAAAGAGUUCGGAUCAAAACCCGUCAGAUUACCGAGGUUCCACGUUCAACGAGUACACUAAAACAAAUUCACCCAAAAACAAUCAGAACAAUUUUCAUCUUCUCUUCGUCGACGCAUCUUUGAACAGGAUUCCUUCCGACCGAUCACAUCUCCUGUCACGUUGCCCAUGAUUUUACCGCGCUUCAAUCUCCGCGCACCCUCCCCGUUUCUCGGGGCACGCAAUGCGCCAACAAGGAUUAAGAACGAGAUCUCUCAACUGUUUCUUCUACUUAUUUAUUGCAUUAUUUGUGUGUAUGUAACUUAUUUAAUAAAUUAUACGUAAACGUUAAGUUAAUCAAUUACCUCCCACUCCGUACUUGCCCGUGUCGUACGAAAGCCCUUGACCCCCUCAUUCGUUUAGAUUUCCUGUCCGCGCACCGUUUUAUGUUAACUAUAUGUAAAACGCGAACUGCACCUCCCUCCCAUUUUUGGCGGAGAAACAACAAUCAAUCAACAAGUCUUCCAUGCAAAGUAGAUAGUCUUUAGAAAGAAAAAAAAAAUCAUGAAUGGCAACGGAGCAGAACAAGAACCUACCGAAUGCGAUGAAUCGAUUUGAAUAAUGGGAUUUCGUCCUCCAUAUUUCCCUCUUUCCCCUAUCAGUCAAUCCGAAAUGGAAUCCCCCUUAGCAGCGCAAACACUGAUAACUGAUGAUAGGAAAAAAAAAACUCUAGAGUCUGAUGUAGAAACAAUUACACUGAUGCGAAAAAAGACGAUUAAUCCUAGUAUCCCAAUAGGCGCACACAUGCAAAACCCCGAAACCAAUUAUGCUAAUAUAAUAUAUAUUUUUUAUACAACGCAUAUACAUACCUAUAUGUUCUGUGUCUUAUCGUGUAGAACCCUAUUUAAUUAUUUAUGACCAUGCGCCAACAAAAAAAAACUGAUAUUUAAACAAAAAAAAAGCCUUUCAAUCUUCCAUAUUUUCUGUCAGUGUCGUUGUCGGAACAGUGUUUAAACACACCCACACACUCUUAUCUUAUUUAUAUUUACACACACGAAAAAAAGUGAUUCUUUUCCUUUCGUUCCACUGUCCCGAUUAGCUAUUAUCAAUCAUCAACUGUAAGUUAUUAUAUUGUGAACUUAAAUGCAAAUAUUAGCACGCAAAUCAUCGAAGGGGCCAUCUACUAUGCAAUCCUGAGUUAUAAAACAGUAGUAACGAAAUAAUGAAAAAAGGAAAUGCCUACUACUAUUCUCUCUUUUUUUGCGUUCUUAUGUGUAACACACAUACACUCUGUACAUUGAGCCGGAAAUCCGCCGCGCGGGGAGGGAGAGAGAGAGGCAGAGUAGGUCAACACGGAAAUAAAAAAUCUUCUUUACUUGCAUAAUAAUUAUUAUUAUUUUAUAUACAUUUAAUAAAAAAACAAGCAAAAGCAACCUAUAUUAUAUAUUUGUUUUCUUAUUUAAACGACAAAAACUAACUAUCGAUUUUUUUUGUUUCUAUACAAUUUUGGCGCCAAUAAAGACAAUGAGCGAUAUUAAUGGUGAAUACGAACACAGAAACCAACACUGAGUAUAUAUAUACAUAUUGUAAAACGUCAGCUACCUUAAAAGUAAACAAAUAAAAACAUCAUCGACGUGCGCGUCGGUGUAGAAAUUUUCAAAAAAA